Messenger RNA from Rhodotorula toruloides NP11, 2022 nucleotides. RefSeq names its product MFS polyamine transporter. The record is from RefSeq and is a predicted model, not a curated record. NCBI's taxonomy places the organism in Eukaryota, Fungi, Basidiomycota, Microbotryomycetes, Sporidiobolales, Sporidiobolaceae. Bases 1 to 2022 code for a protein of 673 amino acids. Gene Ontology annotation, biological process: transmembrane transport. The transcript has 9 exons. Gene Ontology annotation, molecular function: transmembrane transporter activity.
AUGUCCACACCCGUCGAGACCAGCUCGUCCGGCGAGUCGACCCUGGCCGACCGCAACCUCGCUGACCGAUCCGCGUCUGCUUCGCCAUCGCGGGCCAAGACGUACAAGCGACACCCCCACGACCCAGAGUACUACGAUGCGGAUGCAGCAGAGGCAGAGCGGGAGAUGCGCGAUUGGGGCGGCGACGCGCCGGACCUGCCUCGAAUUCCGGGAGUUCACUCUCCUCACCCCGCCGACAAGCUCGACAAAAGCCGCCAGCCUCACCGCGCUCCCGACUACCGCAUGCCGACGACGAGGCGAGGAAGUAUCGGUGCGGCGGGUUCGACGAGGCCAACGGGGCGGACGAGGAGCAGGAGUCAGACGGCAUGGAGCGAGAACGGCUUCCCCGAGCUGCACCUGGUCGAUACGGCUUUCUCGGAUGCGCACCGACAGCUGAGUCGGAUGUCGAGGGCCCGUUCGCGCGGCACGUCGAUCGGCACUACAACACAGGACGGUGGCGACGAGGAUGAGCAGCAGGACGAGCAGGAGAAGGACCCGAACAAGGUUGAGUGGGAAGAGGAGGAUCCGCUCAACCCGCAAAAUUGGAGCGACAAGAAGAAGUGGGCGAUUACGAUCCUCUGCGCGCAGGCGACACUCGUCGUCACCUUUGCCUCGAGUUCGCCGUCGAGCGCGACUCAGCAAAUCGCACAGGACUUUGGCUCGUCGCUCGAGGUCGCGGAUCUCACGACUUCGCUUUUCCUCGCGGGCUACUGCUUGGGUCCCAUCGUCUGGGCUCCAAUGUCGGAAAUGGUCGGCCGCCGCCCCGUCUUCGUCGUCUCGCUCGCCAUCUUCGGUCUCUUCCAGAUCGGGGACGCCCUCGCACAGAACAUCUGGACGAUAAUCAUCAUCCGCUUCCUUGCCGCCUGCUUCGCCUCAUCGCCUCUCACGAACGCAGGAGGAGUCAUCGCCGACAUCUGGGAUCCGAUGGGUCGAGGCAAGGCAAUGGCCCUUUUCUCGGCCAGCGUCUUCGUCGGACCUGUCCUCGGCCCCAUCAUCGGCGGGUUCACCGUGAUGAACCAGUCGCUGCGGUGGAGGUGGAUCUUUGCCUUCAUCGGCUUCUGGUCGGCGGCGAGCUGGAUCCUCAUCGCGGUUUUCCUCCCCGAAACGUACCACCCGAAGCUGCUCGCUCAGCGCGCGAAGCGUCUGCGCAAGGAGGACCCGGACAAGCACGGCGACAAGUACGCCGAACUCGAGAAGGCAGAUUUCUCGAUCCGAUCUAUCGUGACUCGCACGCUCGCGCGUCCAGCAAUCAUGCUGGUCGUUGAGCCCAUCGUCUUGACCGUAACCAUCUACCUUUCAGUCGUCUAUGGACUCCUCUACGGCCUCUUCUCCGUCUUUCCCAUCAUCUGGGGCGAGCUACGGGGAUUCAAUCCCGGCGAGACAGGUCUCGUAUUCAUCGCCGUUGGCCUCGGAACGACCAUGGGUGCCCUCAUCUUUGUCUGGACUCAGCGACACUACCGCGAACUCAUUCCUAAGUGGCAUGGACACCCGCCGCCCGAGGAGCGUUUGUACGGCGCCAUGCUCGCUGGUCCUUUCCUGAUCAUCGGUAUCUUCUGGCUCGGAUGGACUGGAAACUACCCGUCCAUCCACUGGGCUGUUCCCGCCGCGUCCGCCAUCCUCAUCGGCAUGUCGUUCACGCUCGUCUUCAUUUCAUUCCUGACGUACCUCGUUGAGGUGUACUUGAUGUACUCAGCCUCUGCGCUGGCUGGCAACACCAUUAUUCGUUCUGCUACCGCCGUCGCCUUCCCGCUCUUCGUCCGCCAGAUGUUCGCCGCCCUCGGAGUCGGCUGGGCCUGCUCCGUCUUCGGCUUCGUCGCCCUCGCCAUCAGCCCUUCGCCCUUCCUCUUCUACAAGUACGGCUGGAAGCUGCGCCAACACUCGCGCUUUGCUCCAUGCCUCGACGUCGGGUUGCGCGAGCAGGUCAAGCGCGAGGAGCAGGAGCGGCAGGAGAAGGAGAAGAACGGAGGCGCGGAGGCUGUCUAG